Messenger RNA from Saitoella complicata NRRL Y-17804, 2230 nucleotides. RefSeq lists its product as uncharacterized. The record is from RefSeq and is a predicted model, not a curated record. Lineage: Eukaryota; Fungi; Ascomycota; Saitoellomycetes; Saitoellales; Saitoellaceae. The transcript is spliced from 5 exons. Bases 1 to 2151 code for a protein of 716 amino acids.
AUGCGUCUCCGCGUCCGUGUUGGUGCUGACCUUCACUCCCUCGAGGUUGCACAUGUGAAUGACGAGACGAAGCCGACUGAGAUUGACUCUGAGCAUUUUGUCGGUCGCAUCUUUGUCAGGAUACGAGAUUUCGAAGGAGUAGCUCCCCAAGGCUGCCAGCCCGUUCGCACGUCCGAAUACUUCAACGGACGGAGUAGGAAGUUCCAUAUUCAGGUCGAGGGAAGGUUUAAGGGUGGUCCGUAUAACGGAGACCAAGUGUGGUUCGGAACGCAGUUCGAAAAGAUGGUCGCGAUUCCGGAGCUGGCUUUUAACGCUGGUAUGAAGGUCGCGAAGUAUAUCGACCCGGCCGUGUUCUACGAGAAGAAGGCUCCUCAUCCAUACGUCAUGUCCCCUUACCUCGCCUCGGUCAACACGCUCUCAGCAUGGCCAGCUCCUCAUAGAGAAGACCAGGCUGUAGUUGGACAUCGACAAUCAGCUGGUUUGGCAGAGUCAGACGACGAAUAUUGUUCCUCCGAGUCAGAAGAGGAGGAUCUACCAACUACUCCGCCCCAGCCGAAGGCUCUCUCCGCACUCCCCGCGCAUAUGCAGAAAACGGACCUCGCGCGACCAGGGAUGUCCCCGUCGUUUUACUCAUUUAAGGGGUUCAGAGACGACCCUAAGUACAAGCGGGUUGUCUCUCCUACGUCUACGUCGGGAUCGGGAUCAAGCACCCCCAUCACGCCCACGGAAUGGACAGGUACUUUGGGUAUGCACCAGAGGCCGGAGGAGCUAAGUCAGCUACCACCUUUCGAAUUCGAUUUCGACAGUGACGAGGAGGAUGAUACAGCAUCAUUCUUCACUGCCCGCGAAGGACCGGAGGAGGAUCCCUUUGACGACGUUGUCGUGAGAACGUCGAGAGCGAGGGCGCCUUCUGUUCCCGCCGGGCCGGAAGAUGAAGACGUCGUUAUAGAUGCGGUUGUGGCGGACGACACAUCCAUCAAUGAAGGUGUGCAUGAGCACAAAAAGCACCACUACCACAUCCACCCGAAGAAGUCCGCGAAGAAGAUCGCGAGGAAGUUGCACCUGAUGAAACCAAAGGAUCCUAACAAGGAAAAACACAAGGACGGGUCGAGUACGCCGGAGUCGCAUACACCUGAUGAGACACCGAGUCAUUCGCCGAGACGAAGUUUGAGUUUGAAGAAGAAGGAUAAGUCUGAGAAGACCAGUCCUCGGAACAGCGAGGAUACGACUCGUUCAGGGCAGAGUACUCCCUCCACGGUCGUCGGUCCCCGAAGCAGUAUGCACCUCCCCGCCACCGCCCGCGUAACGUCACCGCUUGCCGGACAACCUACUGAAGCACAAGUCCAUGCUUCGAACUCAUUCAUCUCGACGCAUCCCGGAUCCUCGAGGAGUUUGUUGCAGAUUGCGGAGCAGGCUCAUCAGGCGCAGGUGUUGAGGGAGGAUUCGAGGAAGGAUUCAGGGUUGGGACUGAUUAAUGAAAAUUUCAGAAAAGAUGGGGAUGAGAUCCCGGAAACGGGAGUGAGGAAGGCGAAGACUGAGCCCAUGGGUGAACCUUUAGGACUUCCGGGUCAGGUGGAAGGGCAAGGGUUGGUGACGCAGACUUCGAUGCCCGUUGGUGGGGUCACGCAAUGGUCAGGUGAGCCGCAGAUUGUGAGUGGGGUUCAGAACAUGACUACUGCGUCGCCUGAGCCGAUGCCCGUGGCACCAGUCAAGGAACGACACCACCACCACAAACACAGCCACGAGCACCGGCACAAGUCAUCUACGCCUAAAUCCCCGCCGCCGCCUGAUGAUGGUUUGUCGCAUAAAUUCGACAGGGAACUCGGACCAUGGAAGUUUAGGGAUCCGAAGGUGGAGCCGAUUGAGGAUGCAGGGUUUGUCGGAGCUGAUUUGCAUACGGUGAAGGAGAGAAGGAAGUACUUUGCCGGCAGUGUGGAGAAUCGGAAGAAGUUUGUGUUUGAUCCGGAUGUGGUUUACUGCAUGUCCUUCUUCAGCCCACACAUGAACUUCAACACAUUCGAUCUGAAAAUCGGUCCAGUAAGUAUCAACGUCCAUAAAUAUUUGCAGGGAAUGCCGGUGACGUAUAUGUGUCGUCACAGCGAUGAUGAGAAUCUUGUCUUUUGGGUUGUGGAGUUUGAUUUGGUUGAUUAGGUAUGGCCACGAGUAAUGCGCGCGAGCCUGCAGCCGAGCGUCGAUUUCUUUGUACGAUAUUGUGGGAGUUUUGGGCGCU